Messenger RNA from Emys orbicularis (European pond turtle), 1764 nucleotides. RefSeq names its product cytochrome P450 2C5-like. Lineage: Eukaryota; Metazoa; Chordata; Testudines; Emydidae. Bases 4 to 1764 code for a protein of 586 amino acids. The transcript is spliced from 10 exons. Gene Ontology annotation, cellular component: cytoplasm; intracellular membrane-bounded organelle. Gene Ontology annotation, biological process: xenobiotic metabolic process; epoxygenase P450 pathway. The record is from RefSeq and is a predicted model, not a curated record. Gene Ontology annotation, molecular function: oxidoreductase activity, acting on paired donors, with incorporation or reduction of molecular oxygen, reduced flavin or flavoprotein as one donor, and incorporation of one atom of oxygen; heme binding; iron ion binding.
ACCAUGGAGCUGUCUGGAGUCCUCUCUCUGCUCCUGGGGGUCUGCGUCUCAUGCCUCCUGUUGGUGGCCUCGUGGAGAAAGGCGCUGGCGAGGAGGAAGCUCCCCCCGGGUCCCACACCGCUUCCCUUUGUCGGGAACAUUCUGCAGCUGGACACCAAGGCGUUAGCCAAAUCAAUCCUUAAGUUCCGAGACACGUACGGCCCCGUGUUCACCCUGCAGCUGGGCUCGGAGCGGGCCGUGGUGCUGUGCGGCUACGCGGCGGUGAAGGAAGCCCUGGUCGACCGCGGGAAGGAGUUCGGGGGAAGGGGGAACAUGGCCACAGCCGCGAGGAUCACCAAAGGGUUUGGAGUGAUCUUCGCCAAUGGGGAGCGGUGGCGGCAGCUGCGCCGGUUCUCCCUCACCACGCUGCGGAACUUCGGCAUGGGGAAGCGAUCCAUCGAGGAGCGGAUCCAGGAGGAGGCCCAGCGCCUGGUGGAGGAGCUCGGGAACACAAAGGGCUCGCCCUUCGACCCCACCUUCCUCCUGGGCUCCGCCGUCUCCAACGUCAUCUGCUCCAUCGUCUUCGGCAGCCGCUUUGACUACCAGGACCAGGAGUUCCUCACUCUGCUGAGCUGCAUCAACCAGAACUUCCGCCUGCUGAGCUCCCGCUGGGGCCAGCUGUACAAUGCGUUCCCGACGCUCCUGGCCGCUCUCCCCGGGCGGCACAACGCCAUGUUCCACAACGCGGACACCCUCAAACGCUUUGUGUCGGAGCGAGCGAAGCGGCACCAGGACUCCCUGGAUCCCAGCUGUCCUGACAGCUACAUCGACUGCUUCCUGCUCCAGAUGGACCAGGAAAAGCAGAACCCCGACACUGAGUUCACCACCGAGAACUUGGUCAUGACGACGCUGGAGUUGUUCUUCGCCGGGACGGAGACGGUCAGCACCACCCUGAGAUACGGGAUCCUGCUUCUCAUGAAGUACCCCGAGAUAAAAGAGAAAGUUCACGAGGAGAUUGACCGGGUGAUCGGGCGGUCCCGCUUGCCGGCCACCGAGGACCGGAGCCGCAUGCCCUACACCGACGCCGUGAUCCACGAGGUGCACAGAUUCGCGGAUGUCCUCCCCAUGAGCCUCCCGCACGUCACGACCCAAGACGUCCAGUUCAGAGGAUACGCGAUCCCCAAGGGCACCACCGUCAUCCCCUUGCUGACCUCAGUCCUCCAGGAUACAAGCCAGUUCAGGAACCCGGACGACUUUGACCCUGGGCAUUUCCUGGAUGGGAACGGGCACUUCCAGAAGAACAGCGCCUUCAUGCCGUUCUCUGCAGGCAAGCGGGUGUGCCUGGGCGAGAGCCUGGCUCGCAUGGAGGUCUUCCUGUUCCUCACCGCCAUCCUGCAGCGCUUCACCCUGCAGCCGCUCGGCGACCCGGGCGCCCUCGAUGCCAGCCCCGUGGAGAGCGGGGUGGGGAACAUCCCCCACCCCUACGAACUCCGGCUGCUCCCGCGCUACAGCGCACCCGCCUCAAACUCCUCCCCCCCCCGGGCACCCUUUGAUCCCAUCUUUAACCUGAGCCGGGCCGUCUCCAACAUCAUCUGCUCCAUUGUCUUCGGGAACCGCUUUGACUACGAGGACGAGAAAUUCAUCACCCUGAACAAGCUCAUAUUCAAGCGGUUCCGUUUCGCAGGUUUAUCCUUGGCCCAGGGAUGGCCGGCAGGGACCCUGAUCCCCGUCCAUGGCAAUUUCCUCCGGACUUCCAGAACUGAACCGUCCAGUGAUCAGAAAUGA